Annulohypoxylon maeteangense is the source of this 1273-nucleotide messenger RNA. Its product is annotated as mitochondrial phosphate carrier protein. The transcript has 2 exons. The coding region runs from base 271 to 1218 and encodes 315 amino acids. Gene Ontology annotation, molecular function: phosphate transmembrane transporter activity. Gene Ontology annotation, biological process: mitochondrial phosphate ion transmembrane transport. Gene Ontology annotation, cellular component: mitochondrial inner membrane. The record is from RefSeq and is a predicted model, not a curated record. Lineage: Eukaryota; Fungi; Ascomycota; Sordariomycetes; Xylariales; Hypoxylaceae.
UGUCUUAUUUAUUAAACCAACUGCGCUGCUAUCUGAGCAUAAGUGGGAUUCUAAGAAAAUCGUAUUUUCGAUAGAGAUAUUCAUUAUAGAAAAAAUUGCGUCUCGAAGACAAUUGACGCUCGCUUCCCUGCUAUUCUCUUCGUUCUGGCGCUGAGUAAUCGACCGCGUGUAUACGGUGAAACAUAAAACCACUUAGAUCGCGUCCAUAUCUCCCAUUUUUCUUAGUUCCUCUCAUAUCUAUUUAAUAUUAUAUUAGCGAAUGCUUUCAUAAUGAGUUCGUCAAACAUAACGCCCACCUUCCAGGGCGGAGACUACGUCAAGUUCUUCGGCGCCGGAGCUCUCGCAGCAACGCUUACUCAUGGCGCCGCGACUCCUAUAGACGUGGUGAAGACGAGGAUUCAAGUAGACGAUGCGAUGAAGGGUCUUAACAUGGUUAAGGCCGGACGGUCAAUUGUAGCCAAAGAAGGCGCCUCGGCUCUACUUACAGGCUUCGGUCCCACAGCUGUCGGAUAUCUAGUGCAAGGAGGAGGGAAAUUCGCCGGCUACGAGUUCUUUAAGAAGAAGUUUAUCGACUUGACGGGGUCCCAGGAGAAGGCCACGCAACGACGUACAGCGAUUUACCUUGGGGCUAGCGCGACGGCAGAGUUCUUCGCCGACAUCGCACUAUGUCCUCUCGAAGCCACCCGCAUCCGUCUCGUGUCACAGCGCGGCUUCGCUACGGGCCUUACGUCAGGUUUCAUGCGUUUGGCUAGAGAAGAGGGCCUAAGGGGGUUCUACUCAGGGUUCGUACCGCUGCUGUUUAAACAGGUGCCAUACGCGGUUGGACAAUUCUCAGUACACGAAGCUGCUGUCGAGGUGAUAUAUCGCACUAUGGGCCCCGAGAAGAAGGCGAAAUUGACGCAGCUGCAAUCGACGGGUGUGGAAUUAAGUUCCGGUAUCGUGGCUGGUGUGGCCGCGGCGGUGCUUUCUCAUCCAGCAGAUACGUUGUUAUCGGCUAUAAAUAAGGGAGCAGGAGACCCGAAGCAAGCUGUAACAAGUAGGAUGUUCUCGCUUGCGCGCGAGUUCGGUCCUCGAAGGUUACUCCUAGCUGGCCUAGGCCCACGUAUUUUGAUGACGUGUGGUUUAGUUUCGGGGCAAUUCGUGAUUUAUGCUCAAUGCAAGGCGCUUGUUGGUGCUCCUCCGGGGAUAGAGAUUCAUAAGGAGAAAUCCUUAGCAUAGAAUUAGUUAUACUGGGUUAGCAUAUAUUAAUAGACUAUUAAUGCUAGACAAUCAG